Molecule: messenger RNA, 1485 nt
Organism: Dermatophagoides farinae (American house dust mite)
Lineage: Eukaryota; Metazoa; Arthropoda; Arachnida; Sarcoptiformes; Pyroglyphidae
Source: RefSeq, a predicted model, not a curated record
AUGUUAAUGAUGGAUUCGAUUGUAACUAAUCGUACGAUAGAAUCAUCAUCAUCAUCAAUAUCACCGGUAGCAACAUCACCAUCAUCAACAAUCAUUGGUACUAAUAAUAGUGGUCAUCAUUUAGCAACUAUUAAUGGAAGUCAUCAUCUUGCUCAUUAUCAUCAUCAUCAUCAUCAUCCAAUUGCUUCCGGUAUGCAUGGUCAUCAUCCACAUGUACCACAUCAUCCAGGUACCAGUAUUCAUCAUGCUGUUCAUAAUCCACAUCAUCCACAUCACCAAAAUUGUUUAUCAUCUAAAAAUUCAACGAAUAAUUCUAAUUCUAAUAUAUUCAAAUUUGAAUGUAAAACAUUAAAGAAUGUGAGACAUAUUUUUAGUAUUAAAGAUGGUUUAUUUAUAAUUUUUGUUGUUAGAAAUUUCGAUCAUCAUCAACAACAACAACAACAACAACAACAGCCGUCGAAUACAUUAUCUGAAAGUUAUUGGACAAUGGAUAAAUUAAGUAAUCUAUACAUACAAUGUGAUUGGCUUUAUUCAACCGAUUCAUCAGGAAAUCAACGAAGAUUACUCGGUUUUUUAUGGGAAGAUGAUCCCACCGGUAAGGAAGAAACAAGAUAUUUGAGAAUUUCUGCAAUGCAUGAAUACACAUCAUUGGAUUUGAAACAAAUGGCUGAUAAUAACAACAGUAACAGCAACAUCAACAGUAACCGUAACCGUAACAGCAGCAACAUCAACGAUAACAAUCAAAAAGUGCGUGAAACUACAUAUUAUUUUGAUGAAGAAUCAGGAAUAUUAUUCUUUAUUAGAUCGAAACUAAAUCAUUAUUAUGAUUUAGAAGUGAAAAAAAUUGGAAACAUUUAUCAACCAACAAUUGAAAAUAUAAUCUAUACGUCUUUUGAAAAUGAUAAAUAUAUUCUAUUUCAAAAUAUUGGUGAAAAAGUAACUAAACUUAAAAUGAAUGUUGAUGAAAAACGUACACCAAUUAUGAUUUAUGGACUGUUUCAAUAUAAAAUGCGUUAUUAUGUAUAUUUAGACGCAGAAAAUAUCUACAACGUAUCGAUUAAUGAUAGUUUUCAGAUUAAAUCCAAUAAAAUCAAUAAACGAAUACAAUUUGAUCAAUUAUUCAAAUGUUAUGGUGAAAAAAAUGAAACCAAUAUGAAACUAAUAACCAUAAUGAUUGUACAAAUAAUCAUUGUCAUCAUAAUGGUCAUUAUAAAUGUUUUAUGUCUAUUCAUGGCCAUUGAUUGGCGACAACCAAUAACGGCAAUUACAAAUCAAAUUGAUAAAUUUCGUAUAAAAUCAAAUGAUUUAUCAAGAUCAAGAUCAAGAUUAACAUCAUCAUCGACAACAGCCACAACUAAUACAACAUUAUCGAAAAAACAUCAUAAACAACAACAGGAUUUGUCCAAUUCAAAAAAACGACCACAAAAUGAUCCAAAAAAUCAACAAAUAAAAUCAAAUCGUCAUUGGAUUUUCGAAAAUAUUUAA